Harpegnathos saltator (Jerdon's jumping ant) is the source of this 997-nucleotide messenger RNA. It is a transcript of the gene Prx2, whose product is annotated as Peroxiredoxin 2. NCBI's taxonomy places the organism in Eukaryota, Metazoa, Arthropoda, Insecta, Hymenoptera, Formicidae. The record is from RefSeq and is a predicted model, not a curated record. Gene Ontology annotation, molecular function: thioredoxin peroxidase activity. The transcript is spliced from 4 exons. Gene Ontology annotation, cellular component: cytosol. Gene Ontology annotation, biological process: leukocyte activation; response to oxidative stress; removal of superoxide radicals. The coding region runs from base 185 to 772 and encodes 195 amino acids.
UACGUCGCUACGAGAUAUAUGUGUGCUCGCACACACAUAUAUAUAACGGUCGAUACUAAAAGGGAAGCCGCAGAAGCGUCGACCGGCUUAGUCCUCGCGCCCUUCUCGUUGUCGUCGUAUCCGCAGCGUUCAGCACGCCGUAGUCUCCCACGAAGGAAGCUAAUCGAGCAAUCCAGCAACAAUCAUGCCGGUGCCGCAACUCCAGAGACCAGCGCCCGCUUUCAGCGGCACUGCCGUCAUAAACGGACAGUUUAAGGACAUCAAUCUGUCCGACUACAAGGGCAAAUACGUCGUGCUGUUCUUCUACCCGCUGGACUUUACCUUCGUGUGCCCGACGGAGAUCGUCGCUUUCUCCGACCGCGCGCAGGAAUUCAACGACAUCGGCUGCCAGGUGAUCGCCGCAUCCACCGAUUCUCACUACUCCCACCUGGCGUGGGUCAACACGCCCCGCAAACAGGGCGGUCUCGGUGAGAUGAAUAUUCCUCUGUUGGCCGACAAGAGCUUCAAGAUCUCCCGCGACUACGGCGUGCUCGACGAGGAAUCGGGAGUUCCCUUCCGCGGGCUGUUCAUCAUCGACGACAAGCAGAACCUGCGUCAAGUCACCAUCAACGACUUACCUGUGGGAAGAUCCGUGGACGAAACCUUGCGUCUAGUCCAAGCAUUUCAAUAUACGGACAAGCACGGCGAGGUGUGCCCGGCCGGCUGGAAACCCGGCAAGAAGACCAUGAAGCCGGACGUGGUCGGCUCGAAGGAGUACUUCAAGGAUACAUAGACAAUAAGAUUUGGUACAAUAAUGAUGUUUCUUUGUACGUCCUAUUGGAUAUAUUCGCGUUGUGUGUUUGUAUCUUUGCGCGCCGCGUAAACCUCCUAUUCAACACAAUUACAUUUACUUGCGUGUCUAUUUAGUAUAACUAAGUACACAUAUCGCGCUAAAACAGUAUGACACCUAAAAUAUUUGCUCUUAGUUGUCUUUAGUAAUAAACAGGUUUAUUUUGUA